Messenger RNA from Planococcus citri (citrus mealybug), 1707 nucleotides. RefSeq names its product kune-kune (gene kune). The transcript is spliced from 4 exons. Bases 395 to 1063 code for a protein of 222 amino acids. Gene Ontology annotation, cellular component: septate junction; membrane. Gene Ontology annotation, biological process: regulation of tube size, open tracheal system; septate junction assembly. The record is from RefSeq and is a predicted model, not a curated record. Lineage: Eukaryota; Metazoa; Arthropoda; Insecta; Hemiptera; Pseudococcidae.
AAAAAAGUAAAAAUAGCGCUUCAUUAUUGUCACACCCUGGAUGUUGAUAGAAAAAGAAAAAUACUGGAAUUUUUCGUUUCAACUCGUGAGGAAUUUGUGUUAUUUUAUGAAAUUAUCAUUCGAAUAAUCAUAAUUAAUUAAACAUUUAUUCCAACCGCGAAACUAAUCAUAAAAGGCUUCAUACGAAAUAAUUCAACCGCUCCGGUAAAGUGUACUAUUCGGCUGUGUUUGUUGUGUGUCAUAUCAUCGGUAUUCGGUAGGGCGUUUUUUGGUUAUGUUUUCCAAAAUAAACAUCAAGAUUUGACGACGUUUCUCCAAGUAAAACACUCUCCAACUCGUGAAAUGAAUUCGUAAAUCUUCAUUAAAUUCAAUCACGUAAUACUCAGUAAUUAAGAUGAUAAAAACACGUCUCGGAUUAACAGCUCUCGGCUUCGCUGCUGUUGCAAUUUUAUUCAUUCUCCUAGCUUUUGUCACCUCUUCAUGGCUUGUAACUGAUGGCGAAUUGGAAAAACCAAAGUUUGAAAGUAUUGGAUUAUGGAUCGUGUGUUUCAAAGAUUUCGAAGAUCAAAGACAUUGGUAUGAUACUCAUUUUGCUGGAUGCUGGUGGGUUUAUGAAGAAGAAUACUACAUUAUUCACGAAUUCUUGUUACCUGGAUUUUUCAUCGCUGUUCAAUUUUUCUUCACGAUAACUUUCAUUCUAACCCUAAUCGCUGGUUUAUUGACUCUAGUGUAUUUAUGCACGAGCAGAGAUGCAGAAAACUUCGUAUGUCUUUUAGCAACCUUAGGUGGAUCGAUGUUUACAGCAGCUUUAUCUGGAUCAGUAGCUGUAAUUAUAUUUGGAGCUUACGGAGAUGCCAGAUACUGGAUGCCUAACUGGGAGCAUAACAAUAUGGGAUACUCGUAUUGGAUCGCUGUGAUUGGAACUGUUGCUGCUUACAUCGGCGGUGUCUUAUUUUUGGUCGAAUCACGUAAACAUUCGAUUAAACAUAGAAGAUUUCGGCAAGAUCCCUCGGAUUAUGUUAUGAGUGAACGAACAGCUUAUGGUGGACACACCAACAUCUAGUUAACGUCUCUAUAAUGAAUUUUGGACUGAUUUUUUUUUUUUUAUACUGAAAUUCUCACUAUGUAUUUUUUGUAAUUUUUUUAAAAACGACUCAAGUAUUCUUCACGUAAUUUAUACCCGUCCAGUGUUCGUGAUAAGUCCAUUUGUAUUAUUAUUUUUAAUUCUAUUUCUUAAGUUGUGCCUUAUUUUCAUUUCUAUGAUCUGUUUUUUUACUAAGAGGAAUUUCAACGUGUACACUCGAUUCGAAUGUACGAAGUUUUCCAUUUCAAUGUUGAAUUACGUUUUAUAAUUCAAACUUGUGAAAUUAUUUUAUUUAUUAAUUUAUGAAAAAACGGCUGCUAGUAUUCUUCACGUUAUUCAUAUCCGUCCGAUGAUCGUGAUAAGUUCAUUUGCAUGACUAUUUUUAAUUUAAUCUCAUAAGUUCGCCUUUGAUUUCGUUUCAGUUGAUCUGAUUUUUUCUUUUACUCCACUGAGAAUUUUAAUAUAAUGUAUAAUUUUUACACACCUUAGCUCGAGCUACUUUAUUUUUCAUUUUUCCAACAAUUUUUUUUGUAAUAUCGUGAAUGAAAAUCGAAAAUUUAUUAAUUUAAAUCAUUUUUUUUAUUAAAAUUUUUCUAAUAAUAAAAAUGUUUGCCAACACUGAA